CCUUUCUCCUCCCUCUUCAAACCACACUUGUGACUUCACUCCCGUUCCCUUUCUCUCUUUCCUACUCCAAACUCAAUUUCCAUUGUAUUACAAAAGCAGACAUCAAUACAAGUCUCUCUCAUCCCCCAACAAGUAUAACGGAAUUUCCACGUUCAGAAUUUUUACUCUUUCCGAGCCAAUCACCGUUCACCAUUCACUCCCAACAAACCACAACCACUAUUUAUACAAGCACGAGUAGUGCUUUAGCCAAAAUUGAGCACCCAUGGCUUCAUCUGCAUCAGCAUCAGCAGCGGUAGCAGCAGCUACUGGCAAUUGUCUUAAGCCUAAAUUCCCACCCUCGACCUCUUCUUCGGCUCCUGACUUGGGCUCUAUUUCUUCCUCCAUACCUUUGAAAAGGCCUACUAGAAAGCCCAACAUUUCCUGCUCUCUCCAAACUCCUUCCAUUCUUCAUUUCCCUAAGCAGUCACCAACAUAUCCUCCAUCACCUACUCCAGCUUCUAGUCCCACCACAAAACACCCGAAAAAUACUUCUUCUGCUGAGAAACCUCAAUCCCAACAAUGGAAUCCCUUUCAAAGAGCGGCAGCUAUGGCUUUAGAUGUGGUAGAGAAUGCUUUAGUCUCUCAUGAGCGCAAUCAUCCUCUGCCCAAAACAGCUGACCCCAGAGUCCAAAUCUCUGGCAACUUUGCUCCAGUGCCAGAGCAACCGAUCAAGCAUAGGCUUCCUGUCACUGGCACAAUCCCAGAAUGCAUACAAGGAGUCUACGUUCGCAACGGAGCCAACCCACUCCACGAACCGGUCGCCGGACACCAUUUCUUUGACGGCGAUGGGAUGGUUCAUGCUGUUCAGUUCAAAAAUGGUUCAGCUAGCUAUGGUUGUAGGUUCACGGAAACAAGCCGGCUGGUUCAAGAAAGAGCUUUUGGGCGUCCAGUUUUCCCCAAGGCCAUAGGCGAACUCCAUGGCCACUCUGGCAUAGCUAGGCUGUUACUUUUCUAUGCUCGUGGCCUAUUUGGGCUUGUUGAUCCAAGUCAUGGUACUGGAGUUGCAAACGCUGGGCUUGUUUACUUCAACGGUCAUCUCCUUGCUAUGUCUGAAGAUGAUUUGCCCUACCAUGUUCGCAUCACUCCAUCUGGGGACUUGAAAACCGUUGGCAGAUAUGAUUUUGAUGGUCAGUUAAAGUCUACAAUGAUCGCUCACCCCAAGGUUGAUCCUGUAACGGGUGAAUUCUUUGCUCUUAGCUAUGAUGUCAUCCAAAAGCCAUAUCUUAAGUACUUCCAUUUUUCAGCCGAUGGUAAGAAAUCACCAGAUGUUGAAAUUCCAGUUGAAAGUCCGACAAUGAUGCACGACUUUGCAAUCACAGAAAAUUUUGUGGUCAUUCCUGACCAGCAAGUCGUGUUUAAAUUGCCUGAAAUGAUUCAUGGUGGUUCACCAGUUGUUUAUGACAAGAACAAGAUGUCAAGGUUUGGCAUAUUGGACAAGAAUGCCACCGAUGAUUCUGGAAUUAGCUGGGUGGAAGCACCUGAUUGCUUCUGUUUCCAUCUUUGGAAUGCUUGGGAAGAGCCACAGACUGAUGAAGUUGUGGUCAUUGGCUCCUGCAUGACACCCCCAGAUUCCAUUUUCAAUGAAUGUGAUGAGAGUCUCAAGAGUGUUCUGUCUGAAAUAAGAUUGAAUUUGAAGACUGGCAAGUCGACACGCCGCCCCAUCAUUUCAGAAUCUGAACAAGUGAACUUGGAGGCGGGGAUGGUGAACCGCAACUUGCUGGGAAGAAAAACCCGGUUCGCAUAUUUAGCUUUAGCUGAGCCUUGGCCUAAAGUGUCCGGUUUUGCCAAAGUUGACCUCUCAACUGGAGAGGUUAAGAAAUAUAUCUAUGGAGACCAAAGGUAUGGUGGUGAACCUUUGUUCUUUCCUCGAAAUCCCAAUUCUGAGAACGAAGAUGACGGUUAUAUUUUGGCCUUCGUUCAUGAUGAGAAGACCUGGCAAUCAGAGCUGCAGAUCGUAAACGCUAUGAAUUUACAGCUAGAAGCCACAGUUAAGCUUCCAUCUCGAGUUCCAUAUGGCUUUCAUGGGACAUUCAUAAGCUCCAAGGACUUGGAGAAGCAGGCCUAAUUCAGCUUAAAUACCCUCGUUGAGUUAUCAUCAUGUUUUUUAGAUGGUUUUCCGGGUUUGAGAGGGAGUUUUACCAGAGGGAUGCUUGCAUAUAUGUCCCCGGAGUCUCUUCCUCUGUUUCCAUAGUUAGACAACCCUGUUUUUGGGUUAGUCCUAGACUCUAACCUUUUUGGUUAUUUUAAAGUGGAAGCUUUUGAGAGACUAGCUUGCAGCUUUUGGGUGUAGGUAGUAAUUGAAGCUCAGCUAGUUUCUGCUUAUUCUUUCACUUGUGUGCAUGAUUCUGUACAUAAUUACAAGAAAAUAUGUAGUGUGUAUUUCUCUGUUGUCUCUGUAAUUCUCUGUUUUGUUGUAAAUAUUAAAAUUUACAGCCUUCAUAUA
This is a messenger RNA of Theobroma cacao (cacao), 2482 nucleotides long. RefSeq names its product nine-cis-epoxycarotenoid dioxygenase 3 (gene NCED3). The record is from RefSeq and is a predicted model, not a curated record. Gene Ontology annotation, cellular component: chloroplast stroma. Gene Ontology annotation, molecular function: carotenoid dioxygenase activity. Gene Ontology annotation, biological process: carotene catabolic process. NCBI's taxonomy places the organism in Eukaryota, Viridiplantae, Streptophyta, Magnoliopsida, Malvales, Malvaceae.